Messenger RNA from Nezara viridula (southern green stink bug), 1487 nucleotides. The record is from the annotation of a GenBank genome assembly. Lineage: Eukaryota; Metazoa; Arthropoda; Insecta; Hemiptera; Pentatomidae.
CUUGGAAAUAAAACCUUCAGUCUAAGCUGUUUUCAGAAUAUAUUAGACAUUAGGUAGGUUCAAACAAAAAAAUAUCAAUGCAUUAAUAGAGAUUAAUGCUUAUGAGUUAAAAAAUAAACAAAAAUAAUUUUACGUUUUUAAGUUUGCCUAGAAAUGUUAAGGAAGCCAGUAUCAAAUCUCCUGCUCAAUACUGCUCAUAAAAGCCCAUUAUUAAGCAAUUCUCGUUAUGGUAGUACUAAAGUUGCUGUAGUAUUGUCUGGUUGUGGUGUAUAUGACGGAACAGAAAUCCAUGAAGCUGCUGCAGUUCUGUCCCAUUUGACUAGAAAUAAUGUUACACCCUGUUGUUUCGCACCAGAUACCGCACAGUUGCAUGUUAUAAAUCACCUUCAUGGAGAAGAAGAUAAGUCUCAUAAAAGGAAUGUUCUCAAUGAAUCUGCUCGAAUAGCUAGAGGAAAUAUACAGAAUCUUUGUAAGCUAAUAGAAACACAGUCAAAUUUUAGUGCUGUCAUAUUUCCUGGUGGAUUUGGAGCAGCUAAGAAUCUUUCAGAUUAUGCAAUCAAUGGUAUUAAUUUUUCUAUACAACCAGAGGUUGAACAGGUGAUGAAGGAUUUUCAUUGUGCCAAAAAACCGAUUGGAUUAUGUUGCAUUUCUCCUAUUCUUGCAGCCAAACUAAUAUGCAAUGUUACUAUAACGUUAGGAAGGAAUAUUAGUAAUGGAUGGCCACACAGGACAGCUAUCGAUGACGCAAGGAAACUAGGAGCUAAUGUUCUAGAAACAGAUGUGUCAGAAUAUAUCUUUGAUAAGAAAAACUUGGUAUUUUCAACUCCUGCAUUCAUGUAUGAUGGUUUGUUCCAUGAGAUUGAUGAUGGUAUCGGUGCAAUGAUUAAAUUUAUGCUGACAUUUUCAACACAGAAAUAUCAAAAUUAAAUACGUUAUUCAAAUUGUGCAUGCUGUUAAUUUGUUUUAAUGUCAAUUUUAUAAAAUUACACAAAUAAUUUAGAAAAAAUAUAUAUAUUAAGUUUAAAUACAAUAAUUAAAUACAAUAAUAUACAGUGAUCUCUGUCUUCAAUCAGAAUCUUCUUCUUCCUCCUCGCUCUCCUGAAGUCGGGAACAGAGAUCCAGUUUAAUAGAAUUUAUUAUUUCAGUUUGUUCUGUACAUUUUACUACCUUAUUUGUAGUUUCUGAUUUCUUCUCUUGUUCUGACUGAAACUUCUUGGCGAGUAAAUAUGCCUGUAAUGUAGUUAGUUCUUUAUGUUCCUGAUCUAACUUAAUAAAAUACUGCCUUACAUUAUCUAUCAACAUGUCAAUAUAUUUUUGUUGUUCAGCAAGAUGUUUUGCAUCUUUAGAAUUGUGGGAUACAUUUCUUGUUCUUGGUUUUCUUUUUCCAUACAUCUUUCAAACUAUCUAAACACAACAAUGGACAAUACUAAGUUAAACAAGACAAUAGACAAUACUAAGUUGUCAAGAAUAACCUCCACUGACACCGG